Molecule: messenger RNA, 429 nt
Organism: Fusarium fujikuroi IMI 58289
Lineage: Eukaryota; Fungi; Ascomycota; Sordariomycetes; Hypocreales; Nectriaceae
Exons: 4
Coding region: 1-429 (142 amino acids)
Source: RefSeq, a predicted model, not a curated record
AUGGCUGAGGUUGUAGCAAUUAGAGCAAACCCAGCAAUCCACCGAGAAGGCCACCAAGAAGUGUUAAAGUUCACGUCAUUUGUUUGUGAAAGUGAAGACGAUGAUCUCAAACAAGCCACAUUCAAAUGCGCGACUGGUUUCAUAUUUAGGCUCAAGACUUGGGAGUGUGAGAAUGGUUCGAUACUUGGCCAAUCUACUCCAUAUACCGGGUACGAAUCGAGCACCUGGGGUAAAGUGGAUGUACCCGGUAGAGACAAGAAAGGCCAAAAACCACCGCGCCAAGCUCUGGUCAAAACAGCCGUGGAGACUUCGCAAGCCGGGAACCUGUUGGGUUUAGCCUAUUUAUCAAGCUUCAAUGCACUCGGCAUUGACUAUACGUACCACACUUUCAACCACUGGCCAGUCUUUAGUGUGAACAUUGACGAUUAG